UCAUUCGACACUAUUCAGAUUGCGCGCUUACGGUCGAAAGGAGGGUUAGGGUCAUCGACAAUCUUUCGUACGGUCGCAGCACGAGAGGACGAAGAUGGCAAAAUUGGCCGUACGGAUUAGCAAGUGUGCGGUUAAAACAUUUGUCUCACACGGCAGAAACAAUCUAUUCGGCGCGGUUUCAACGAGAACGUCGCUUCUCACCGCAGUGCGUUCCAUAACCGCAACUCGAUACUUGGGAAUUGAACGAUGGUACACUGAUAAGCACGAAUGGAUAACAGUGGAUGGUAAAGUGGGCACAGUCGGUAUAUCAAAUUACGCGCAAGAGGCACUCGGAGACGUGGUUUAUGCGCAACUUCCCGACGUAGGAUCUGUAAUUAAAAAAGGAGAGGAAUGUGGUGCGCUGGAAUCAGUGAAGGCGGCUUCGGAAUUGAUAAGCCCGGUCAGUGGAAAAGUUAUAGAGAAAAAUGAAUUGAUUGAAAGUAAACCCUCCUUAAUUAAUACAUCUUGUUAUAAGGACGGUUGGUUGUUUAAGGUAGAAUUAAGCGAACUAGACGAAGUCAAGAGUCUGAUGAACGAAGAGAGUUACAAUAAGUUCCUAACAGAAACAGACGCGCAUUAAACUCUGAUCUCAUAUCUACUGAUGUACGUCUGAGCCGAAUUAACAAUUAUGCAUUAGAGGUUGCAUUUAAAAAAUAUUACUCGUGGUUACAGUCACGUCUUCAAAGUUGAGAAAUGAUAACAAUUACGUAGUACAAUUACGCAGAAGUAGUUAAUUUUUUAAACAUAAUGGUUAAAGACUGUUUCACAAGGCAGUUCGUUGUAGUGGUUUGUUGUAUUGGCAUAAUUUAAUCAGUACUGUAGGUAAAAUAAAUAACAGUACAAGCAAUUCUCGAUUCGGAUCACGGAUAGAGAUAGAGUAUAUUCCUAACCGAAUAUACUUUCUAUGUUACAAUUUUUACACCAACACCACAAUUUAUACGAAGUUCACACUACAUACAUCAUUAUAUUCAUUAUAAAUAUAUCACGUCGCGUGGAAAGGGUAACAUUAUGAGAUUAAUGUUAAUAUUUGUCAACAUCUUGAUCAUCACGAGUUGAUUAUACAACUGAUUUUACAUACUUAUUGUUUAAUUCAGUUGAAAUUAACAUAUGCAACGCUAAUUGUGUGUUAAGUAAUAAGAAAAAUAAAUAUACAUCAACUAUUACCAUUUGAUAUUUUUCUAGUGCAACACAUAUGGCUUUACACCGUAUUAAGGUUCAUGUUAUACUGUUGUAUGUUACUAAUUAGUCACUUUAAAUUAAUAUAUAAUUUACGCUGCAACAUCACAUGUAUGAGAUUAUAAUGUAAAAAUUCGAAAUGUGUGAAGAUGUUUGUCAUAUGAAAAAAUGAUAGAUGAUUGCGAUAGUUGCGAUAUCUUUAUUAGUCACUGUGCAAUGUUUGUCGUCUCGUAUUUAUACAAAGCAAAAACAAAUAUACAAGUUGUUUGAUACAUGAAUAACAGCAUUCGAGUUACGAAUUAUGAUCAUUUUCUUGUUCAGUGUGCACGAAGGCAUUGAAAUUUUGUAAUAGUUGUACAUUCUAAGUGGCUGAAUUAAUCGUAAAAUCUCUACCUUUAAAUCUCGCAAAAUGGCAUACUGAUUGAUCCUAUAUCCUACAGUUUUUCAACUUUUUUCUCGAAAAUUUUAACUCUUACAGUUUCACAAUCUGGUAACGAUCUUUAAUAUCGAAUUUGAAUAAGGGAAAUACUAUCGUCUCGCGCGCCGUAUGGGGUUUUCAACCAUAUAUAAUAUAAAAAAAUAGCAUUAACUCUAAAAAGGAACAGUUAUCUGUUAAUAUAAUAAAGAUAUAUUUACAGU
Molecule: messenger RNA, 1854 nt
Organism: Odontomachus brunneus
Lineage: Eukaryota; Metazoa; Arthropoda; Insecta; Hymenoptera; Formicidae
Gene: ppl
Product: glycine cleavage system H protein
Exons: 3
Coding region: 95-619 (174 amino acids)
Biological process (GO): protein lipoylation; glycine decarboxylation via glycine cleavage system
Cellular component (GO): glycine cleavage complex; mitochondrion; cytoplasm
Source: RefSeq, a predicted model, not a curated record